AUAAUGGAACAUCAACACUGUUGACUUACAUUAACUUCGAUGAAAUAAUUCACUUAAAGCGAUCAUAUUUCGAUAAGUCGACGCCUAAACAACUACAUACUUUUACUCCAUAAUGGAGAAUAAUAUGACGGAAGAAAAAAGUCAAGAAAACAAACAAAAUAUGGAGUAUUCAGAAGAAAAUGAAUGCAAAAUCAAGAUUCGGAAAGUCAUGUAUACUGUUAAACCUGUGACUGUGUUAGAAUACUGCUUCGCAAUGUUUAAGUACAAUUUUUGUGACGGACAGCUUCAGCCAACCAAAACAGGAAUGAAAAUUUACUCUUCUUUAUGCAUAAUAGUGUAUGCUUUAGUGUUUUUUAGAUUUUUGAUCAUGCCUAUUGCAGACUAUCCGUACAUAAUAUUGGUGCCCCCUAUAUGUGCAUUCAUCCAUUACGUCAUCUCUUCAUUUAUUACCUUCUUUCUAUCCGGCUCGAAAGCUUAUAUUUGUAUAUUUACAACGAUUGCUAAGUUAGACCAGUUAUUGCAAGUUGACGUUGUUAAAGAUUUUUACAAAAAAUCACGUUCACGAACGAAUAUACUCGUAUUCAUUGCGGUUUCUAUCCAUACUCUUAAUUGUUUCUUAGAAAUUAUAGGCGAUCUCAAAGAAUAUGUGAUGACACUCACCUCAUUUAAUUUGUUUUUUACUCAAAGAAUUGAAUUAGCAUCUUUUUUUAAUUGUGUUGCCAUGGUAACUGACAGACUGAAUGUAGUAAACAAAUUCUUGGAUACCUUUGUUACUGAACAGGACAAAAAGGACAUCACAGUUUUCAUUGUAAAGGAAAGAAAAAAAGAAUCAAAAGAAACGUUGAAUUUUAUUGGACGUGCUUCGGAAAAUAAUGUAAAGAUACGAGACUUGGCGGCGAUAUAUGACAUACUUGGAAGAACUUGUAUGAUGAUUAACAAAGUGUACAAUUUUAGUCUACUGAUGAUUCUGACCAACUCGCUGGCGUUUAUACUAAUAACAUUUUGGCAGGCGCUUUCCUUCUACCAAUCUCAGGAAAUGGAUUCAAGUGAUUUGAUUUACAUGGCAGUUUGGUGCAUGAGUACAAUAUCCAACCUAAUCGCACUAGCGUUCGGCUGCGAAAGAUUGCUACGAGCACGAAAUAAGACUAGGAUUCUGGUCAACAAGAUAGUAAUGGACUAUGAUCUCCCUAGGAGUAUGAGAGUGCAAGCCAAAGCUUUCAUGGAACUUGUGGAAGUCUGGCCAUUACAUAUUUACAUAUACGAUAUGUUUACUGUCGAUAUCACGUUAAUCUUGAAGUUUAUUAGUGUAGCCACGACCUAUUUAAUAGUUAUCAUUCAAAUAUCUCAUCUAAUUUAA
Helicoverpa zea (corn earworm) is the source of this 1357-nucleotide messenger RNA. RefSeq lists its product as uncharacterized. Gene Ontology annotation, biological process: sensory perception of taste. The record is from RefSeq and is a predicted model, not a curated record. Lineage: Eukaryota; Metazoa; Arthropoda; Insecta; Lepidoptera; Noctuidae. The transcript has a single exon. The coding region runs from base 113 to 1357 and encodes 414 amino acids. Gene Ontology annotation, cellular component: membrane; dendrite; axon.